Molecule: messenger RNA, 1359 nt
Organism: Salvia splendens (bonfire salvia)
Lineage: Eukaryota; Viridiplantae; Streptophyta; Magnoliopsida; Lamiales; Lamiaceae
Product: cycloeucalenol cycloisomerase
Exons: 9
Coding region: 151-1011 (286 amino acids)
Molecular function (GO): cycloeucalenol cycloisomerase activity
Source: RefSeq, a predicted model, not a curated record
AUCUGCUUCAAUAUAAUAAUAAUACCCUAAAUUAGCAGUCGGUAUAGAUUUUCAGUCUCUCACUGUCCUACUAUAUUUUAUCUUACUGAGAAGCAUAUCAAACUCACUACUAAAUCUUGCUCUUCUCUGCUGCCCGAAUUGCAGACGGAAAUGGGAGGUGGUGAAGUGGAUCGCUCAACUUCAAAUCUUUGGUUAGCUCAUAACCCGAGCAAAAGAUGGGCUGAACUCUUCUUUCUCAUCUACACACCUUUUUGGCUCACACUCUGCCUUGGAAUUGUCGUCCCCUACAAACUCUACGAGAAUUUUACAGAGUGGGAGUACCUCUUACUUGGACUUGUUUCAGCUUUGCCUGCUUUUAUAAUUCCAAUGGUUUUUGUUGGAAAGGCAGAUAGGAGCUUGUGUUGGAACGAUCGUUAUUGGGUGAAAGCUAGUCUCUGGAUCAUUCUCUUUAGUUACGUUGGAAAUUACUUCUGGACCCACUAUUUUUUCACGGUAUUGGGUGCCUCAUAUACAUUCCCAUCGUGGAGGAUGAAUAACGUACCACAUACAACUUUCCUUCUCACGCAUGUCUGCUUCUUGUUUUACCACGUUUCUUCUAAUAUGACACUUCGCAGAAUCCAGCAUUCUGUCGCUCACUUGCCAGAAACAACACAGUGGCUGUUUAAAGCUUCCUGGAUUUUAAUUCUUUCAUAUUUCGUAGCAUAUCUGGAGACUGUAGCCAUUUCCAAUUUUCCCUAUUAUGAAUUUGUCGAUCGAGCUGUCAUGUACAAAGUUGGCUGCCUGUUUUAUGCAAUUUAUUUCUUUGUUAGUUUCCCAAUGUUUUUCAGGAUCGAUGAGGAACCAAGUGAUGCUUGGGACUUGCCAAGAGUGGCUGUUGAUGCUUUAGGUGCUGCAAUGCUAGUCACCAUCAUUCUCGACUUAUGGCGGAUCUUCCUCGGACCAAUUGUGCCUAUUCCAGAAUCAAAACAAUGCCAUCAACCAGGGCUUCCGUGGUUCCCCCCAAGCGCUUAAUUCACAAGAUGUGGCGUCUUGGGCCUCCCUUAGGUUGUCGAAAUGGGUUGUGAGGACAUCGUGUCUUCAACGAGGGAGAACCUCGUUGAAAUGCAAAUGUCAAGUAGUUGCUAGCGAAAUCUAUGGUGGUGUUGUACUCCCUACUACCAACCAUGGAUCCCAAUCAGGGUUUUGUCAUCAAUCAACACUUAAUAAUAGUACUACUAGAUUUAACAUUAUAGUAGGGGCAUGAGUGUGACAUUGAGUUUAAAUAGUACUCCAGCACAAACAUGUGUAUACAGAUGUAGGGACAAAUUGAUCAUGUGACCACUUCACUAUAUGAAAACAUCAAUUUCUUCGACCUGUUAA